AUGUCGUACGCUUGGGUCGGCGUCGACAACCUGAACCAAUGGUUCCAGUCAGGUGAUCAGGCGUACAUCAUCCUGUCCUCGGCCCUGGUGAUGCUCAUGGUGCCCGGCAUCGCCUUCCUCUACUCCGGACUGGCGCGGCGCAAGUCGGCGCUGUCGAUGCUGUGGGUGGUCAUGAUGUCGUUCAGCGUCGUCGUCUUCCAGUGGUACUUCUGGGGCUACUCGCUCGCCUUCAGCGGCACGGCCGGCAACCCCUUCAUCGGGGACCUGCACAACUUCGCGCUCCGGAACGUGCUGGGGGCGCCCUCGGCCGGGUCGGCCCUCGUGCCCGGCCUGCUCUACUCCUUCUACCAGAUGAUGUUCUGCGCCGUGACGGCGGCGCUGACGGUCGGGGCCGUGGCCGAGCGCGGCCGGGUCGUGCCCUCCAUGGUCUUCGUCUUCUGCUGGGCCACGCUGGUCUACUGCCCGCUGGCGUACUGGGUCUGGAACGCGAACGGCUGGCUCUUCAAGGCCGGCGUGCUCGACUACGCCGGCGGCGUGCCGGUCGAGAUCGGCUCCGGCAUGUCCGCCCUGGCCUACUCGUGGGUGCUGGGCCGCCGCAACGACCGGAUGAUGACCAACUUCAGGCCCCACAACAUCUCGCUCAUCACCCUCGGCACCGUCCUCCUCUGGUUCGGCUGGCUGGGCUUCAACGGCGGCUCCGCCUUCGGCGCCAACCUGCGCGCCGUCAUGGCCAGCUGGAACUCGUGCCUGACCGCCAUGUUCGCCGCCGUCACCUGGUGCGUGCUCGACUUCCGCCUGGCCCGCAAGUGGUCCAUGGUCGGCUGGUGCUCCGGCACCAUCUCCGGCCUCGUCGCCGCCACCCCGGCCUCGGGCUUCAUCGACCCCUGGGCCAGCAUCGUCCUCGGCGUCGCCGCCGGCGUCGCCUGCAACUUCGCCACCAAGAUCAAGUUCCUCGUCGGCAUCGACGACUCCCUCGACGUCUUCGCCGAGCACGGCGUCGGCGGCAUCGUCGGCCUCGUCUUCAACGCCUUCUUCGCCACCGGCCGCGUCUACGGCCUCGACGGCGUCAACACCGGCGCCACCGGCGGCUUCCUGGACGGCAACCACGUCAUACUCGGAUGGCAGAUCGCCGCCAUCGUCUCCGCCUGCGCCUACAGCUUCGUCAUGUCCGCCACCAUCGCCAAGAUCAUCGACCUCGUCCCCGGCCUCAAGCUCCGCGCCUCCGAGGAGGCCGAGCUCAUGGGCAUGGACGACGACCAGCACGGCGAGUUCUCCUACGACUACGUCGAGGUCCGCCGCGACUUCCUCGCCUGGAGCCCCCGCCGCGACGAGCCCGCCAUGGACGGCGACGUCCACGAGCCCCACCACGGCAUCCGGGAGCACGCCCACCUCGCCACGCCCCCCUCCUCCUCCGGUCCCGACGACGUCGCCGAUCAGAAGGCCAGGGGCUCCGACGCUCAGCCUCAGCAGCCGCCCCCGCUCGCUGCCGAGACCCUUACCGCUCCUGCCGAGAUUGUAGAUGAGAAGCGGGCAUGA
Molecule: messenger RNA, 1536 nt
Organism: Geosmithia morbida
Lineage: Eukaryota; Fungi; Ascomycota; Sordariomycetes; Hypocreales; Bionectriaceae
Product: ammonium transporter, Amt family
Exons: 2
Coding region: 1-1536 (511 amino acids)
Biological process (GO): ammonium transmembrane transport
Cellular component (GO): plasma membrane
Molecular function (GO): ammonium channel activity
Source: RefSeq, a predicted model, not a curated record